AGGAUCAGUAACCACCUCGACCCACUGAAAGACAGACAAUUACACAAUAGCUAAUUAUGUCUGAAGGAAUAGUGUACGCUGAUGUGAAGUUCGAAAAGCAACAAAGGACUGAAAGAAAAAAUGCUGCAACAGCAUCCACAGCGAAUGAUACCACAUACUCUGAAAUCUCAAUUUCCAGAACCGGACGCAACCAGCCAUCUACCGACCCUAAUGGUGGUGACCCUGAUUCUCAGGAGGGGUCAAAGGUCAGAGCAGGUGGAUGUGACCCUGUCAGAGUGGUUCUGGUGACUCUCUGUGUUCUUCUGAUGGGUGCUGUCAUUGGACUUGGGUUCCUGUAUAUCAGCAACCCGCAAACCAAAAACACAGAGCUCCAAAUUCUGCAAGCGGCUUACGAUCGAAAUCUCACAGGUUUGGAGAAAGAUUUGACAGCCGACUUGAUUGAGCAGAGAACUCCAUCAACUCCAUCAAUCACAGAUGAUAAGUGUCCAAUAUGUGCUGAUGGCUGGAUGUAUUAUGGGAAAAAGUGCUAUUAUUUUUCCAAUGAUGAACUGACCUGGGUUGAGAGUCGGGAUAUGUGUGUCUCCAUGGGGGGACACCUGGUCAUCAUAGACAGCGAAGAAGAGCAGACGUUCUUAGAUAAUACAGUUGGUGCUAAAAUGAGUGUUGCUGAAGACAAGUUCUGGAUCGGACUGACAGACAAAAUUGAAGAGGGAAAGUGGUUAUGGGUGGACAACACACCUCUGGAUCCAAAUAAAAGCUUCUGGUCUGUUUUCGGAAAUGUCAACACAGAGCCUGAUGACUGGAAAGGAGACAACGGAAUAAAUACAGACGGGGAAGACUGUGCUAGAAUGGGAGAAAAACAUGGUACUCAUAAUGAAAAGAGUUGGUUUGAUGUCAGCUGUGGUAGGCCACACAGAAGAAUAUGUGAGACAAUGGCAAUUGCAUGAUACAGUAUCUGUGUGAAACUAAAAAAAUUAUUGAAUUUUGCUCUGAACACAAAAGUAUCUUUACGUAUAUUUUUGAUGACAUUUAUAAGAAGAAGAAAGGAGAAACUGUAUUGGUAAAUGUACUACAGUAGAUUACUGUUGAUGUUUACAGACUGCUUGUUAUCUACAAUAUGUUUAUGCUUUAUGCGUUUUAUGCUAUAAUGUAAAACAAACCAAAUCUACAACUGAGCCCAACAAAAAACAUGUCAGAUAUCUUCAGUUCAGCAUUUUCAUUAUUAAAGGAAAAC
Messenger RNA from Coregonus clupeaformis (lake whitefish), 1234 nucleotides. It is a transcript of the gene illr4, whose product is annotated as immune-related, lectin-like receptor 4. The record is from RefSeq and is a predicted model, not a curated record. NCBI's taxonomy places the organism in Eukaryota, Metazoa, Chordata, Actinopteri, Salmoniformes, Salmonidae. Bases 57 to 947 code for a protein of 296 amino acids. The transcript is spliced from 8 exons.